UGCCGGCAAAUCCUCGCUCACGAAACUCCUCCUCCGCGCCUACGAUCUGCAGCAACCCGCACCGGACGAGGGGGACACCAUCACCCUGGACGGCCACGACAUCCGCUCCCUGACCCAGUCCUCCCUGCGCGACUGCAUCGGCCUCGUCCCGCAGACCCCCCUCCUCUUCAACGCCUCCAUCCGCGACAACCUCCGCUACGCCAAGCUAGACGCCACGGACGCGGAGAUCGAGGCGGCGUGUCGCGCGGCUACGACACGCGGGUCGGCGAGCAGGGCGUCAAGCUUUCCGGCGGGGAGGUGCAGCGCCUGGCAAUUGCGAGAGUGCUGCUCCGGGAUCCGCCCGUGCUCGUGUUGGAUGAGGCGACUAGUGCGGUGGAUACGGAGACGGAGUGGGUGGUGCAGCGGGCUUUGUUCCCUUCCGGUUCGAAGGCGGGGCGACAGGGUCGGAGAGGGAGAAAGAGAAGAAGCAGAAGGAGGAGGAGGAGGAGGGGAGGUGGGGAGGACUGGAAGGGCGAAAAGAACGACGUUUGUGAUUGCACAUCGGCUGUCGACGGUGGUGCGCGCGGACCAGAUUCUCGUGCUGCAUGAGGGGAGGAUUGUCGAAAGGGGGACGCAUGAGGAGUUGUUGGCCUUGAAGGGGAGGUAUUAUGGGCUCUGGCAGAGGCAGUUGGUGGUUGUUGAGGGGGGAAGCUGACGAGGAGGGGAUCUCCCUGGUGGAGACUUGGUGAUUUUUCUUUCUUGUGUAGGAGUUGAGGGGGGUGUCAUCGUUCGGAUGCAUUUGCUUUAUA
Aspergillus saccharolyticus JOP 1030-1 is the source of this 788-nucleotide messenger RNA. RefSeq lists its product as uncharacterized. The coding region runs from base 356 to 694 and encodes 112 amino acids. The transcript has a single exon. Lineage: Eukaryota; Fungi; Ascomycota; Eurotiomycetes; Eurotiales; Aspergillaceae. The record is from RefSeq and is a predicted model, not a curated record.